UAAUUAUAUUUUUCAUAGAAUAUUUACGUACGAAAAAAAUCAAUUAAUCAAUUGCACCAAACAUAUAUAUCUUAUGAUCGACGUUGUGUAUCAUAUAAUGGUUUUGUAUUGGUUCUGCAACUACACUUGGCCUUCGAAAGUGAUACAAUUCAGUUUUCAACGUGUUUUAAUCCCGCUCACACAGUCACACAUAUCUCGUUCCUGUUUUGUUUGUUAUCCUACAAUAUUCGAGUAUGAAACUCGAUCACUUUGGAAUAAUGGAGUAGGUGUCAAGCAAAAAGUAAGAAUGCCAACGGGGCCAGGUAGUGCUGUUCUUGUAUAGAAUACUCUCUCAACAAUCGCUGUUAUCGAUCACCUUGUUAAUUCAUAUUCACUGUUGAUCAUACAGAAUGGUCUAAUGUGAUGCUCAUUGUUGCAGCAAAAGCAAAACUCAUAGGUCAUAGACAUAAGCCAUGGCUUCUCCUCCUCUACCACCCACUGCUAAGAUAUUCUGCCCCAACUCCACUUCGCAUACCUCAACAGCUACCUUCAAUCCUCUCUUCCCCAAGAAAUCCCGACGACCUUCAUUGGCCACAAACCCUAAGCAAGGCUUUGUAUGCAAGGCAACAAAGAACAAUGACCAAAAUCAUGACUGUAUGGGAAAACUUGACAGGAGAAACAUGCUCAUUGGCUUGGGUGCUGGUGGUCUAUAUGGCACGGCAGGUCUCGAAACUAAUCCUUUUGCAUUUGCCGCACCUGUGCCACCGCCCGACCUAGCCACAUGCGGUCCGGCGGACAAACCCGAUGGUACAAUUAUUGACUGUUGCCCGCCAAACACCACCACAAUCAUAGACUUCAAACUACCCGAUCCGGGUCCUAUACGCACUAGGCCGGCAGCCCAGAAUGUCGCAAAGGACCUGCUAUACUUGGCCAAAUAUAAAGAGGCAGUUGAGCUCGUGCGGGUCCUACCAGAAGAUGACCCACGAAGCCUGGCCCAGCAAGCUAUGGUCCACUGUUCGUAUUGCGACGGCGGGUACCCUAUGGCGGGGUUUUCCGACCUUGAAAUCCAAGUCCACUUCUGCUGGCUCUUCUACCCUUGGCACCGUUGGUAUCUCUACUUCCACGAGAAGAUCAUGGGCAAGCUCAUCGAUGAUCCCACUUUCGCUCUUCCUUUCUGGAAUUGGGACGCUCCGGCCGGCAUGUAUAUCCCCUCCAUUUUCACCGACCCCACCUCCUCUCUCUAUGACCAAUACCGGAACGCAGCGCAUCAACCCCCUAAGAUUCUAGACCUCAACUACGGUGGCACUGACGACGACACUGAUGACAAGACUAGAAUCAAAGAGAACCUCACCACCAUGUACCAACAAAUGAUCUCUAAAGCAACUUCUCACCACCUCUUCUUCGGCGAGCCUUAUAGGGCCGGCGACGACCCGAACCCCGGGGCCGGAAACAUCGAGAGUAUUCCACAUAAUAACAUCCAUCUUUGGACUGGAGAUCCUACUCAAACUAAUGGGGAGGACAUGGGAACUUUCUGCUCAGCAGGAAGGGAUCCUAUCUUUUACUCUCACCAUUCUAACGUAGACCGCAUGUGGUCUCUCUACAAAGCGCGAGGUGGGACUGAUAUCACCAAAACCGAUUGGCUUGACACCGGGUUUUUGUUCUACAAUGAGAACAAGAACCUGGUCCGAGUCAAAGUCCGGGACUCGCUCGACGAGUCGAAACGUGGGUACAAGUACCAGGACGUGGACAUACCGUGGCUGAAGUCAAAGCCUACGGCAAGGAAAUCAAAGAAUAAAAGGAAGGCGGCGGUUUCCUCCGCGCAGUUGACUUCGAAGUUCCCGGCCACGUUGAGUGAGACUAUUAGUGUUGAGGUGGCGCGGCCUUCGGCGGCUAAGAGGACAGCGGCGGAGAAGGCGAAGGAGGAGGAGGUCUUGGUGAUCAGUGGUAUCGAGUUCGCCGGGAGCGGGAUGUUGAAGGUUGAUGUGUAUGUGAAUGAUGAUGCAGAUGUGGUGAGCGGGAAGGACAAGGCAGAGUUUGCCCGGAGUUUUGUGCACGUGCCGCAUAGGGCGAAUAAGAAGCUCAAGACGACCUUGAGGUUGGGGAUAACGAAUUUACUGACCGAUUUGGGGGCGGAGGAGGAUAGUAGUGUGGUGGUGACACUGGUGCCGAAGUUUGGGAAAACGCCUAUCACCAAAGGUGGAUUCUUUUUUUUUUUAGAACAUAAUUGGUUUGGGUGA
Molecule: messenger RNA, 2216 nt
Organism: Argentina anserina (silverweed cinquefoil)
Lineage: Eukaryota; Viridiplantae; Streptophyta; Magnoliopsida; Rosales; Rosaceae
Product: polyphenol oxidase latent form, chloroplastic-like
Exons: 2
Coding region: 453-2216 (587 amino acids)
Biological process (GO): pigment biosynthetic process
Molecular function (GO): catechol oxidase activity
Source: RefSeq, a predicted model, not a curated record